Molecule: messenger RNA, 1777 nt
Organism: Trichomycterus rosablanca
Lineage: Eukaryota; Metazoa; Chordata; Actinopteri; Siluriformes; Trichomycteridae
Exons: 7
Coding region: 824-1285 (153 amino acids)
Source: RefSeq, a predicted model, not a curated record
ACUGAGGCAGCGAGAAACACAGGAGCUAAUACUCCGGGGCGACGACAGCCUUGCUUAACAUACGUACAAACAUAUGCUCCACCCUAAACCCAGUCUACAGAGAACAAGGAGAUUUGGAUGAUAUGUUGAACAGUUAUCUGCCAGUGCUGUUUUUGAUUUUUUGCUCUUCGAGGAAAGGACCGAUGGACCAGAUGGUUUGAAGCGACAAGAAAAACACUCCCCCACACAACCUGCACAUACAGUGCUGGUUCAUACUCGCAGACACAGUCACACUACAUAUAGUUCUCUUCCAGCUUCAAGGUGUUAUAAAGGUGCUUUGUUGUCUUUUGUUUUCAUUUUUUGUAUAAGGCUCUGAAUAAGGAUACCACUGACGGUUCGGCCAUUUUCAGGAAGAGGAGGAUUUAGAAAGAAGAAUGACAUCAGACGGAAUAAAAACUGUUGUGAGAUCAUUACCAUUGAGGACAAAGACUUCUGCAUGAGAUGUAGACAAAGUGCUGUCAACCAUCAGUCUGAAGGUUACAUUGAAUCAUUCUUCAAGUCCAGCAAACGAACAUCAAGGACACAUGGACCUGAUCUCUUUGUCUUUGUGAUCGUGCUCAUGAAUUCUUUCGUCGCUUUUCUUGUGCCGAUUUCCGACGAAGAGAAAUGAUGACAAAACACCAACGAGGCGUCAAAAGCACAAUUACCACGUAAAUUAAGUUCUUACCAAGAGCUUGUGCAACCGGGACUCGGACACCUUCCAGAUUUACGUGAAAACUCGAGUGAAAGUAUCAGCUUGGAGUCGCGUUCAGUUCGGUUCAUAUUAAGUUCCGUGUCGGAUUACAUGCAACCAUUUCAAUGGUGUAACGGCUGCCUUUGUGGAGUAGGACUGCAGCGUUCAGACUGCGAUAUGUCGUCCGAGGAUCUGUACCACCUGCCUCUCAACGUCUACGUCAUUGUGCUGGGCAUUGGCCUGUUCAUCUUUAUGCUCAGCGUCAUCUUCUGCUGCUAUCUGUUCAGGUUGAAGCAACAAGACACAAGACAGCAAUAUAGCUACAAUGAGGUUGUGCUGAAAGGGGCAGGAAAGAAGCUGAGCCUUCUAGGACAGCCCUGUGCAGUUUGUCUGGAGGAAUUUAAAGCUCGUGACGAGCUGGGUGUGUGUCCAUGCUCACACACUUUCCAUAAGAAAUGCCUUUUGAAAUGGCUGGAGAUCCGGAGCGUUUGCCCCAUGUGCAACAAACCCAUCAUGCGAUUACACAACCCAGCACGUGGCGCAGAGGGGCCACAAGACCCUGAAGAAGUGUGACCCACUGAAAAUUUUAACAACUUUAAAAAACUCUGCCUCAGGGCCAUGUUUAUCAUCUUAAGUACUGCCGCUGUUGGAGCACACAAGAUCCCACCGCCACCACUGGAGGAUUAAAUACAAGCCACUGUGUUCACCAACCAGUAGCACCCGAUUGCACCGAUCUAGGCAACAGUGAUGUUCAGUGAAGGUAGGAUGUGCACCACUGUUGAUCAAAACAAGGUGUAACUAGGCAGGUAUGGUAUGGAUGCAUGAGAAUCAGUCUGUGAUAGCCUUAAGGCUAUUGAUGGUAAAUAAAAUGUGUUGUCUGUUUGACUGGUACCGCAAGUCUUUAACAGGCCUUGUUUAGUGCUUCAAAGUAAUAAAAUAAAAUCUAAAUAUGAAUAUAGAUACACAGCAGUUAAACCCUACUUCCCAUUAUUGAAUGUAUAAGGAUCUCUGUUGCCACUUUUCUUAUUUUGUAUGGCUUGAUGGUUUUUAAAUAAAAUUGUGUUU